AUGAGUAGCACUUCCGUGCUGCCACCCCGCGCCUCGGCGGAAGAAGAGAUGGAGCAGCUGCAGGACCUUCCUGACGGAAGCGGUCAGAUCUCUCCGGCCGGCAGCGUCUCGAAAGGCUCUUUCCUGGCGUCUCACAGCCGCCAGAAUAGCUCUAGAACAAACUCUGCCAGCCAGAUCUCUCCAGUCAUGAGCCCCAGCGACUCGCUUCGCAGCUACGUCUCCAGUCCUGCUGGAAGUAUGUCCAACCUUUCCCGGCAGGUCUACCUGAUGGGCCAGCAAAAUCCCGACUCGAGAUGGACCGGCGAUCUGGGAUCGAUGCCAGUCCUUAAUGGCCGAGACUACGAGACAUUUGUGGCCAACUCGAGUGGCCACGCGACCAGCUCGGUGCACAGCCAUUCGGGCGUGAUGACUCCAGCAGCAGGCUUCUUUGAGGCCCCUACCGACUCAUACUUCGGCAACGCAGCGCUCAGGUACCGCAAACCGUUUGCACAGCGUGUGCUCAGGCCGGGCGAGACGGUCGAAAAGCCUUGGCUGGAAGACAAGCAGCGCAAAUCCUCCGACCGAAAGGCGUACUGGAUCUUCAUCGUUGGCGUUUCGCUCGGCUUGAUCGGAGCCGCGUUGCUGAUGUACUUUGCCCAUGCAGCUGUCCCCAGGGACAAGUACUGCCUUGUCUUGAACGAGCAGUUCGAGGGCAGCACGAUCAACAAGGACAUCUGGUUCCACGAGAUCGAGUCCGGCGGCUUUGGCAACGGGCAAUUCGAAUGGACCACCGACUCAUCCAACAACUCGUUUGUUGAGGACGGAAAGCUCUACAUUGUUCCUACCCUGACAUCCGACGCGCUUGGAGACGCGGCCAUCACCAAUGGCUACACGCUCAACCUCACCGCUGCUGGCGCCUGUACAGCGGCCAACAAGUCUGACGCCAACUGCGCCGUGGUAUCCAACGCGACCACCGGUGUCAUUCUUCCCCCGAUCCAAUCCGCUCGGUUGAUGACCAACUUUUCGCGCAGCAUCAAGUACGGUCGAGUCGAGGUGAAAGCACGCAUGCCCACCGGCGACUGGAUCUGGCCCGCGGUAUGGAUGAUGCCCAAGGACUCUGUCUACGGAGCUUGGCCUCGUUCCGGCGAGAUUGACAUCUUCGAAGGUCGCGGCAACGUGCCCACCAAACGUGACAGCGAGGGUACCAACCAAAUGAGUUCGACGCUCCACUUUGGACCCAACCCGCUCUUCGACGGUUAUGGCUAUGCCACCCACUUGCGCAACCUGUGGAGAGAUUGGUUCAACCAAGGCUCGCAUACGUUCGGACUCGAAUGGACCGAAGACAGGCUGUGGACGUGGGAGCACUCGCGCGUGUUCAAGAACCUAGACGUCGAAUUUGGCGACGGUGGCUUCUGGAAACGCGGUCGAUUCCCGACGCAGAUGGCCAACGGAACGUUGCUAUCCGACCCAUGGCCGACGUCGUCGUCACAGGGUACCAACGCCAACGCGGCACCGUUUGACCAAGAGUUCUACUUGAUCCUUAACGUGGCUGUCGGCGGCACCAACGGCUACUUCAAGGAUGGUCAGGGUGACAACAAGCCGUGGUCGAACGAUGCGAAGAACGCGGCGGGUCAGUUCUGGCAGUCGAAGGACAGGUGGCUGCCCAGCUGGCCCAAGGAUCCGAAGCAGCGCGAUGAUAUCUGCCUAUCUCGCAAGCUCACCUGCUCGUUGUUCCGUUUGCACAUUCUCACGUUCGCUGACAUUGUCUUGACUGAUGACAGCGUCCAUAAGCGCUGCUCUGUGAAGUAG
This is a messenger RNA of Pseudozyma hubeiensis SY62, 1788 nucleotides long. Its product is annotated as glycoside hydrolase. Bases 1 to 1788 code for a protein of 595 amino acids. The record is from RefSeq and is a predicted model, not a curated record. Gene Ontology annotation, molecular function: hydrolase activity, hydrolyzing O-glycosyl compounds. NCBI's taxonomy places the organism in Eukaryota, Fungi, Basidiomycota, Ustilaginomycetes, Ustilaginales, Ustilaginaceae. The transcript has 2 exons. Gene Ontology annotation, biological process: carbohydrate metabolic process.